Molecule: messenger RNA, 483 nt
Organism: Ophidiomyces ophidiicola
Lineage: Eukaryota; Fungi; Ascomycota; Eurotiomycetes; Onygenales; Onygenaceae
Gene: NUT2
Product: RNA polymerase II mediator complex subunit
Exons: 3
Coding region: 1-483 (160 amino acids)
Biological process (GO): regulation of transcription by RNA polymerase II
Cellular component (GO): mediator complex
Molecular function (GO): transcription coregulator activity
Source: RefSeq, a predicted model, not a curated record
AUGGCGCCAGUAACAUUGAGCCAGAUUGACGAUGACCUCAAAGACGUAAUUCAGAAUUUUUUCGAAAUCCAGUCAGCAGUGCAUGGAUACCUGGGCCCAGAGACACAGCAAGAACUUGUCAAGAAACUAAAAUCGUUGACCAUUUCCCUUCAAACGCUCUCCGCACAUUCUGCAGCAGAUCCGUCGUAUGUUGAACCGUCACUAUCCCGGCUUAGCUUCUCCUCGCCGAAUCCCCCUCUACACAGCGUCAAGCUGCCGCCUGAAAUCAUCGACUAUGUCGACGCGGCGCGCAACCCGGAUAUCUACACGCGAGAGUUCGUGGAGCUAGUGCAGAAAAGCAACCAGGAUCUGAAGGGAAAGAUGGAGGCGUUCGCCAGUUUUCAAGAGGUGCUAGCUAAGGAGAUGGAGAGCGCAAUGCCAGAAUGUAAGAAGGAGAUUGAAAGGGUGAUGGAAGCGACCGGAGGGAAGACUAGGAGUUCGUGA